AUGAAAGUAUACAAGCCUCCCAUUCCAUUCCCUCAUAGGAUUGUUGAAAAGAAAUUGAAUGAAAAGUUUUCAAACUUUCUUGAAGUCAUGAGAGAACUUCAAGUGAAUAUCCCCUUUCUUCAUGCUAUUUCACAAAUGCCUACAUAUGCAAAAUUUUUGAAGGAUCUUUUAUCCAACAAGAGUAGGCUUGAAGAGAGUACAACCAUCUCCCUUCCUAAGGAGGUGAGUGCAAUCAUUCAAAACAAGCUUCCUCAAAAGCUUGGUGACCCCGGUAUCUAUGCAUUACCGAUGAAGAUUGGAGACUUAGAGGCUAUGGAUGCUUUAUGUGAUCUUGGGGCAAGUGUGAGUUUGAUGCCCUAUUCUAUCGCUAAGAGUUUGAAAGUGGGAGACUUGAAGCCAACAAGAAUGUCCUUACAAUUGGCCGACCGCACGGUUAGGCUACCUUUGGUAAUUCUUGAAGAUGUGCUGGUUCAAGUUGGAAGUGUAUUUUUGCCAUGUAAUUUUUUGGUAAUGGAAAUGGAAGAAGAUACUACGGUGCCCCUAAUCUUGGGAAGACCGUUUUUGAACACCGCGGGUGUUGUGAUUGAUAUGAAGCAAGGAAGAUUGACCUUAAAUGUUGGAGAUGAGAAAAUAUCAAUUUCAUUCCCACAAACAUUGAAAAAGACAUUGUAUGAUGAAGUUCAUAGAGUUGAUACAUUGGAAAGGGACUUAGAGAAGUUCCAAGAGAAUUUGUUUGAAGGAGAUCCUUUGCAAGCUAUUCUAACGGGAGGCUUAGUUGAGGAAGGUGAAGAAACAAUGGGGUAUGAUCUUUUGCUCAACCAACCUUUAGUGCACAACGAAAAGAAAGUGGAAGUGCUUAAUGUGGAGGUAAAAGAGGAGAGGACUACACCUCCUCACAAGGUUGAACUUAAACCCCUUCCUCCUUUACUUAAAUAUGCUUUUCUUGAUGAUAGUGAGAGUUAUCCCAUUAUUGUCAAUGCUAAACUUGAUGAUACCUCUCUUGGGGAACUCCUAGUUGUUUUAAGGGAGUAUAGAGGUGUCAUUGGGUACAAAAUUGAUGAUAUUAAGGGGAUAAGUCCUACUAUACGCAUGCAUAAGAUUUUACUUGAUGAUGAUCAUGCUUCCUCGAUUGAGCACCAAAGAAGGCUCAAUCCAAACAUGAAGGAAGUUGUGAAAAAAGAAGUUUUAAAACUUCUUGAAGCAGGCUUAAUCUACCCUAUCUCCGAUAGUAAGUGGGUUAGCCCGGUUGAAGUUGUGCCUAAAAAAGGAGGCAUGACCAUCAUCAAGAAUGAUAAGGGUGAGACCAUUUCUACGAGGUGCAUUGAAGUAGAUCGUGCCAAAAUUGAGGUCAUUGAGCGCCUCCCACCCCCUACAAAUGUGAAAGGGAUAAGGAGAUUUCUUGGACACACGGGUUUUUUCCGCCGGUUCAUAAAGGAUUUUUCAAAAAUCGCAAAGCCGCUCACUCAAUUGUUGGUAAAGGAUGCCCCUUUUGUGUUUACUAAUGAUUGUUUGCUAGCAUUUUAUAGGUUGAAGGAGGCAUUGAUUUCAGCUCCUAUCAUUCAACCCCCUAAUUGGGAGCUUCCUUUUGAGCUUAUGUGUGAUGCUUCGGAUUUUGCCAUUGGGUCCGUUCUUGGACAAAGGAAGGAUAAUAAGCUCCAUGCUAUCUACUACACUAUCAAAACUUUGUAUGAUUCACAAAGGAAUUACACAACCAUGGAAAAGGAGUUUCUAGCCAUUGUUCAUGCAAUUGAGAAAUUUAGGUCAUACUUGUUAGGAUCUAAAGUCAUAGUCUUCACCGACCAUGCGUCCUUGAAGUACCUCUUGUCUAAGAAGGAACCAAAGCUAAGAUUGUUACGGUGGGUCUUGCUCUUACAAGACUAUGACAUUGAGACUAGGGACAAGAAGGGUUCCGAAAAUGUGGUGGUCGAUCAUCUUUCACGGUUGCCUAUCCUUGUAGGUGAUCUUGAUAACUUUCCAAUCGACGAUUCAUUCCCGGAUGAUCAACUAUUUGCUAUUCUCCAAGCACCAGCACCAUGGUUUGCGGACAUUUCAAACUACUUAUCUUGCUCUAUUCUUCCUCCCGACCUCUCCUAUCAACAAAAAAGGAAGUUUCUUCAUGAUGUUCGCUAA
Chenopodium quinoa (quinoa) is the source of this 2130-nucleotide messenger RNA. RefSeq lists its product as uncharacterized. Bases 1 to 2130 code for a protein of 709 amino acids. NCBI's taxonomy places the organism in Eukaryota, Viridiplantae, Streptophyta, Magnoliopsida, Caryophyllales, Amaranthaceae. The transcript is spliced from 2 exons. The record is from RefSeq and is a predicted model, not a curated record.